GUGCCUGGGGGCUGGUGGGUGGCGCGGCGCGGAGCAGCGCAGAGCAGCGCAGCUGCGGGCGCUGAGGCAAGGAGGAGCCGACUCAUUGUUCCGGCAGCCGCAGCCGCCGCGCCCCUGCCCGCCUCUCUCCCUCUCUUUCUCUCUUCUUUCUUUCAGUCACUCCCCAUCUCCGUUCCUCUCGUCGAUUUCCCGGGUACCGGGUGAAAAGCCCUCCCCACCCCGCUUCCUUCCUUCCCGAACCCGCAGCAGCAGUCCCAGCAGCAUCCUCCCGAGCCCGGUCAUGGAAGACCUGGACCAAUCGCCCUUGGUCUCCUCCUCCGGCUCUGCCGCGAGCCCGGCCCGGCCUCAGCCAGAGUUCAAGUACCAGUUCGUGAGGGAGCCCGAGGACGAGGAGGAGGAGGAAGAGGAGGAGGAGGAAGAGGAGGAAGACGAGGACCUGGAGGAGCUAGAGGUGCUGGAGAGGAAGCCGGCCGCGGGGAUGGCUGCGGUUCCGCUGCCGGCCAACGCCGCCGCCACCACCGCCGCCGCCGCCGCCGCGCCCCUCCUGGAUUUCGAGACUGAGUCGAUGCCUCCGGCUCCUCGCGGGCCCCUGCCUGCUGUGCCCCCAGCCGCCCCAGAGCGGCAGCCCCGCUGGGAGCCCAGCCCGGUAUCCUCGUCCUCGCCGUCCCCGCCCCCGGUAUCCUCGUCCUCGCCGUCCCCGCCGCCCUCCGCUGCCGCAUCGCUUGAAGAAGACGAGCCCCCCUCCCGCCCUCCACCCCCUCCCCCAACGGCCAGCGUGGACCCCCACCCCGAGCCUGCUCCUCCUGCUUGGACCCCGAGCACCCCGGCCCCUGCCGCGCCCCCCUCUACCCCGGCCGCGCCCAAGCGCAGAGGAUCCUCGGGCUCUGCUGAUGAGACCCUUUUUGCUCUUCCUGCUGCAUCUGAGCCUGUGAUGCACUCCUCUGCAGAAAAAGUUAUGAACUUGAAGGAGCAGCCAGGUAACACUAUACCGACUUGUCAAGAGGAGCUUACAUCUGUACUUCUUGAAACUGCUGCUUCUCUUCCUUCUCUGUCUUCUCUCUCAGCUGCUCCUUUUAAAGAACAUGAAUCUUUUGGUAACUUUCCAGCUAUAUUACCUACAGAAGGAAUACACCAAACUACAAAUGAAGCUUCUAAAGAAUUUACAGAGAAGGGAAAAAAUCCAUUUGUAGAUAGAGACUUAAGAGAGUUUUCAGAGUUGAAAUACUCAGAAAUGGGAUCUUCAUUUGUGGGAUUGCAAAAAGCAGAAUCAACCUUUGUAGAAUUCCCUCAGGAGGGAAUGCUAAUGAAGAAACAAGAUGAACAAGAGAAUUUAGUCAGUGAGACCCUCCGCCAGUGCCAACAAGAGUUGCCAUUAGCUCUCAUUAAAUCAGAAGAAAAGAACAAAGUUUUAUUUUCUGAAAAAACAAAAUAUGUUAAGGACAGCAUUGAUGAAAGGGAAAAUGCAGUAUCUUUCAAAGAAGAUGCUCCUCUAAGGGAAGAAUAUGUUGACUUCAAACCGUUUGAGCAAGUAUGGAAAGUAAAAGAUACUUAUAGUGAAGAGAGAAAUGUAGAAGAUGUUCAAGGUAAUUUAGAUAGCAAGUUGGAAAGUAUUGUGGAUGAGAAAUAUGUUGCAGAUAGCCUUAAGAAAAAGAAUCACGACCAAGACAGUGAAAGCAGUAAUGAAGAUACUUCUUUUCCCAGUACACCAGAAGCUAUGAAAGAUGUUUCACAAGCAUAUAUUUCAUGUGCUUCUUUUGAGCCUGAUGCAGUAACUGAAACCCUUACAAAAAAAGUUUUCCCUCUCUUAGAAGACCAAACUUCUGAAAAUAAGACAGAUGAAAAAAAAAUUGCAGAGAAGCAAGCCCAAAUUGUGACAGAAAAUACUAGUAUCAAAACAACAAACCCUUUCCUAGUGUCAGCACAGGAUCGUGACAGAGACUAUGUCUCAACAGAUAGUUUAUCAAAGGUGCCUGUAGAAGUUGGAGUAAGCAUGCCAGAGGGUCUUACUCCUGAUUUAGUACAAGAAGCAUAUGAGAGCAAAAUUACUGAUGCUACUUCUACCAAAUUGGCUUAUGAAACAAAAAUGGAUUUGGUCCAAACAUCUGAAUCUCUACAGGAGUCUAUUCAUUCUAUAUCUCAGCUUUGCCCCUCAUUUGAGGAAUCUGAAGCUACUCCUUCACCAGUUUUGCCUGACAUUGUUAUGGAAGCCCCACUAAAUUCUGUAACUCCUGGUGCUGUUGCUUCAGCUGUACAGCUCAGUUCAUCACCAUUAGAGGCUUUUACACCUGUUAAUUAUGAAAGCCUAAAACCUGAGUCAGAAAACCCCCCACCAUACGAAGAUACCAUGAAUAUGCCCUCAAAAGAGGUACCAGAAAUAAAAGAAGAAAAUAAGGGACCUGAAUGUAUAAGUCCGGUUGUUGAAGAAUCAGAAGCAUCAUAUAUUUCUAUUGCAUGUGAUUUAAUUAAAGAAACAAAACUCUCUACUGAAUCUGCUUCCCCAGACUUUACUGAUUAUUCAGAGAUAGCAGUAAAAGAGAAUGUUUCACAGCCUAUGCCUGACCUGUCUGACCUGGUGGAAGACUCUUCACCUGAAUCUGAACCAGUUGAUUUAUUCAGUGAUGACUCAAUACCAGAAGUUCCUCAAAAGGAAGACGAAGCUGUGUUACUUGAGAGAGAAAAUUUAAUUGAAACUUCACUCUCAUCAGUAAUAGAGCAUGAAAGUAAGGAAAAACUCAAUGCAACACCUGCUACUAUGGGAAAGCCAUAUUUAGAAUCUUUUCAGCCUGUUCUGGACACCUCAAAAACUUCCUCUGCUUCAUCAUCUGAAGUUACUUUUACAGUGGUAAAAAAGGAGAAAAUUCCUUUGCAAAUGGAGGAACUGAAUACUACAGUCUAUUCAGAUGAAGACUUAUUUGUUUCUAAGGAACCAAAAAUAAGAGAAGCUGAACUAUUUGCUGAUUCUUCUCCAAUUCAAAUCAUAGAAGAUUUCUCUAUAACAGUCAGCUCUAAAACUGUUCCUUCUGCUAAAUUGGCUAGAGAAUUCACAAAUAUAGAAGUAUUACCGAAGGGUGAAAAUGGUAAACUCCAAGAAGUAGUGAACACAUCGCUUUCCUCAGAAUUACCCCAUGACCUUUCUCUCAAGAAUGUACCUAUUAAAAUUGAAGAGAAAAUUCAUGGUUUGCACAAAACUACAGAUGGAGUCUCCAAAGAUAUGCCAGAAGUGUCCAAGGGGCCCUCGUUGCCUACUGAUGUUUCUGCUUUACUCACUAAUACAGAGACAGUCAGAAUAGUAAAGCCCAAAGUGAUCUCAAAAGAAGCUGAGGGAAAAAAGCCUUCUGUUACAGAAAAAGAGAAAAGAUCACCAUCGGCUAUAUUUUCAACAGAGCUGAGUAAGACUUCAGUUGUUGACCUUCUUUAUUGGCGAGACAUUAAGAAGACAGGAGUGGUAUUCGGUGCCAGCUUGUUCCUGCUACUUUCAUUGACAGUAUUCAGCAUUGUGAGUGUGACAGCAUACAUUGCCUUGGCCCUGCUCUCUGUGACUAUCAGCUUUAGGGUAUACAAGGGAGUGAUCCAGGCAAUCCAGAAAUCUGAUGAAGGUCAUCCUUUCAGGGCCUACUUGGAUUCUGAAGUCGCAGUGUCAGAGGCCUUGGUUCAGAAGUACAGCAAUUCUGCGCUCGGCCAUGUCAACUGCACCAUCAAAGAACUCAGGCGCCUCUUCUUAGUGGAUGAUUUGGUGGAUUCUUUGAAGUUUGCAGUAUUGAUGUGGAUCUUUACCUAUGUUGGUGCCUUGUUCAAUGGCCUGACACUUCUGAUAUUGGCUCUGAUUUCACUCUUCAGUGUUCCUGUUAUUUAUGAAAGGCAUCAGCCCCAGAUUGAUCAUUAUCUAGGACUUGUGAAUAAGAAUGUUAAAGAUGCUAUGGCUAAAAUCCAAGCAAAAAUCCCUGGAUUGAAAAGCAAAGCGGAAUAAAGUCAGCAGUAAAUACCACUAGGAAUUCAUCGUUCGGGGGGAAUUUUCAUUUGGAUUCCAUGGGGAGGGUCAGGGGAGAAUGGAGCCUUGACAUUGCAGAGGAGCAGCCUCACAGAUCUUUAUUUUUUAGCAACGCAGUGUUUGAGGAAAAAUACUUGUCUUGACUGCCGUGUGUUUUGUCAUCUUAAGUAUCGUAAGCUGCUCUGUCUGGACUUCAGCUGUAAUCAUCUUUGUUUAUCCUUCGUGAGGCCCUGGCUCUCACGGGACGAUCUGAGAAAGCUGUACAUUGUGCUUCAUGGGACGUAGUCUUGUUGUGUUUCAGAAAGUUGUAUAGCGGGUGGAACUAAGGAGAGAAGAACCCUUUCACAGUGUGUGCCCUGUGUAUGGUCUGUGUAGAAUGAUGCAGAUUUUCUAAAAUGAAAUGUUUAGAAGAGAUCAUACCACUAAAGCAAGAAGGGAGAAAGCUUGCCUUCUUGGUAUGAGUCUAGCUGUAUUGUGAUUUUACUGUUUUAUUAAUUGCCAAUAUAUAUAAAUAUAUAAAUAUAUAUAUAUAUAUAGUGUUUCACAAAGCUUAGACCUCAGCUGCCCCACAGUGCUUGAUAUUUCAGAGUUUGAUGGUUCUAUGAGUAGCUCUAAGUCACAUAAGCUAGGAAAAGAAACUCUAUUUCUAGGAACACUACCAUCUGUUUUCAACAUUAAAGAGCCCCCUUGCUCAUUGAAAGUCCAUCGCAUAGACUUCAUCGCUCCAAACUACUGCAGUUAAUUUCACCACACACUUGGGAUCUAUGAACUGAAUCCAAUGCUGAAAAAAUGUGGCUUGGAAAUAUCAAACAUUGUUCUACAAGAAAUUACAAAUUAAGAUUUAUUCAAUUGUGGUUUAAGCUGUACCUGAACUAAGUCUGUGGAAUGCAUUUGUGAAAUGUAAAACCAACCAAGUAUCAAUAAAGCUUAGAGACUUCAAA
This is a messenger RNA of Gracilinanus agilis (Agile Gracile Mouse Opossum), 4929 nucleotides long. It is a transcript of the gene RTN4, whose product is annotated as reticulon 4. The coding region runs from base 281 to 3967 and encodes 1228 amino acids. The record is from RefSeq and is a predicted model, not a curated record. Gene Ontology annotation, cellular component: neuron projection; postsynaptic density. Lineage: Eukaryota; Metazoa; Chordata; Mammalia; Didelphimorphia; Didelphidae. The transcript has 10 exons. Gene Ontology annotation, biological process: endoplasmic reticulum tubular network formation; neuron differentiation; brain development.